Messenger RNA from Oncorhynchus nerka (sockeye salmon), 6069 nucleotides. Its product is annotated as carboxyl-terminal PDZ ligand of neuronal nitric oxide synthase protein. The record is from RefSeq and is a predicted model, not a curated record. Gene Ontology annotation, molecular function: nitric-oxide synthase binding. The coding region runs from base 1602 to 3626 and encodes 674 amino acids. Lineage: Eukaryota; Metazoa; Chordata; Actinopteri; Salmoniformes; Salmonidae. The transcript is spliced from 11 exons.
CACACACACAGUGCCUUCAGAAAGUAUUCAGACACAUGGACUUUUUCCACAUUUUGAUAGGUUACAGCCUUAUUCUAAAAUUGGUUUUCCCUCAUCAAUCUACACACAAUACCUCAUAAUGACAAAACAAAAGGCAAGUUUUUAGAAAUAUGACAUUUACAUAAACGUUCAGACCCUUUACUCAGUACUUUGUUGAAGCACCUUUAGCAGCAAUUCCAGCCUUGAGUCUUCUUGGGUAUGAUGUUACGAACUUGGCACACCUGUAUUUGGGGAGUUUCUCCAAAUCUUCUCUGCAGAUCUUCUCAAGCUCUGUCAGGUUGGAUGGGGAGCGUUGAAGCACAGCUAUUUUCAGGUCUUUCCAGAGAUGUUUGAGCGUGUUACAGUCUGGGCUCUGGCUGGGCCACUCAAGGUCAUUGAGACUUGUCCCGAAGCCACUCCUGCGUUGUCUUGGCUGUGUGCUUAUGGUUGUUGUCCUGUUGGAAGGUGAACCUUCAUUUUGCUCUUGAAACAUUUAAUUGAAACACUGUUGAAUUCCAUUCAUUUCUAUGGAGGACUGCUACUACUGGGGAGUGCCAAUAUGGCCCCUUAAAUGCCAAUAUAUAGCACAGCAAUCAGGGUUUAUAUGCAUCAUUGGAUGGAACCCUCAAGGUUAUUUGCCUUCACUGGGUAGGUAGUCCUAUCUAUCCUAUCAAUCCUAUCCUAUCAAAUAUAUCUAUCCUUCCUUUUUAAGUAAAGGAUUAUUUAAUCUCGUCCAAAGAACCAAAACGUUAUGUAUAGAUCCCCAAAUAACAUAUUUUUUUCUAAGCGCAUAAGCUCUACAGUUGCUACAUUGUAGGCAGUGGUGUAGUGGUACGGGUCAUCAAAAGUUGGCUUCAAUAGGCUCUUCACCAGGGUAAGUUUUUACAAUCUGAAAUCAAUAAAGUCAAAAACCAUGUUACACUGUGAUAUGAUUUUAAAGAAACGGCCUUGACAGGACAGAAAGGGUGGGACAUGUACUAUUAUUUAUGGUUGAGUGUUUAUUUGUCGACGCUUCCAAAAAACACUGGGUUACGUCAUGUAUUGGAACUUUGCUCCAAUCAGGACUCGCUCUGAACUAACGUCUAUGGCUUUGAAGCGGGAGGGCUCAGCGUCAACGCUACCAACAAUGGCCGAGAUUCAAAAACACCGGCAGAGCGACAUCCACCAGCAAGCGGCCAACAGCCACCUGCAACAGACCCAUGCUAGGGCUACAUGAGAGAAGUUACUAUUGUGGUUUAGUAUUGGACAGUCUAUGGGUUGAUUAUGUUAGCUAAGCAGAGAACCCUAUAUUGACAAAAGGAGUGUCAGCAGCAAGACUAGGCGCUCUUGGAAUAAAAGAAAAAGAGGCGCCCAAAUCUGUUCCUUCGGUGGACGGGUCCCCUCUCUGCGCUUUGAGCGCCACUCUCGCGGAGCUAUCGCAACAAUGGACUCAGGUCUCCACGGGGAGCUCACUCUGUGUGCCACAUCUCAGUGGGUCAGUGGUAGAUAUGCCUCGUAACGUGUGUUCUUUCCCAUGUUAACAUCGUUCUCUGGUAGUGUUUCCUUCACUCGCGUUUGGUAGGUCCAGAGGAAUAGGACUGAAGAUGCCUGGACGGAACAGGUACAAUCUGGUGGACGAUGUCGCGGAUUCGCGGGUCCCCCUCCACAACGAAGAAGCGUACCAACACGGGAUACAUUUUCAAGCUAAGUAUGUGGGCAGUCUGGAUGUUCCCAGGCCCAACAGUCGUAUGGAGAUCGUAGCAGCCAUGAGGAGGAUCAGGUAUGAGUUCAAGGCCAAGAACAUCAAGAAGAAAAAAGUGAGCAUCAUCGUGUCUGUGGACGGAGUCAAGGUAGUCCUCCGGAAGAAACAGAAGAGGAAAGAGUGGACCUGGGACGAGAGCAAGAUGCUGAUCAUGUCUGACCCCAUAUACAGGAUUUUCUACGUGUCCCAUGACUCCCAGGACCUGAAGAUCUUCAGCUACAUCGCCAGAGAUGGCUCCAACAACUCCUUCAGGUGUAACGUCUUCAAAUCCAAGAAGAAGACCCAGGCCAUGCGUAUAGUGCGUACGGUGGGCCAGGCGUUUGAGGUGUGUCAUAAGCUUAGUCUGCAGCACGCCCAUCAGGGUAUAGAUGGACAGGCAGACGGAGAGAGUGACAAGUCCACAGAGGACAGCCCCGCUGAGGGUCAUCAGUUGACAGGGGCGGAGGAGGAGGAGGGGUGUGGAGAGGAAGGGGAGCCCCAGGCACAGUCCCAGUCUGUGUGUGAGCAGGCGGUCAACGAGAUCCUCCAGAGUUUGGCCCAACUUAACGUGAUCCAGCCUGGACACACCAUCAUGGACUAUGAGAGCCGCUCCAGCUACAUGGUGUCUCCGAAUGGCGUGGUUUCUCCCAGCAGCUCCUGCUCUCCGCUUCUGACCCCGCUGGUGGCGCAUCACUACCUCCAGCUCCUCCAACAGCAGAUCCAGCAGCAGCAGCAACACACACAGGUGGCCGUCGCACAGGUGCAGCUCCUGAAGGAUCAGAUGUCAGUGGAGACCGCAGCUCGUGUAGAGGCUCAGGCUCGUGUCCACCAGCUGCUACUACAGAACAGAGACCUGCUCCAGCACCUGUCCCUGCUGGUCACACAGCUCAAACACCUGGAGAGCAAGGCACCGGGACCGGGGGAGAGACACACAGCUGGACUGGGACCGGGGGAGAGACAGGGUCACAAUGAUCAGGAGUCGUCAUGGACGACCAGGUCUCUGUCACUCAACCUGAAAAACCAUUACAGCUUGAGCAGCAUGGACCAGCCCAUCACCUCCACCCCUGCAGGGCCACUCCAAAAAAAAAACCUCACCGCUUCCCAGGUGGAUGGUGCCGAGUCCUACCUCAACCUCCUCAACCUGGAGAAUGGGACCAAACCACUGGGCUCUCAAAACGGGGGGGAGAAGGAGACAGACACACUCAUCAGAAGAACAUCCAAUGGGAAGCCAGGGCGGAAAGACAGCUCGGAAGUGUCGUCAAAUGAGAUUGUGCGGUUCGAAACAAGGAAUUUGACAGCCCUGGAUGAAAGGUUUAAACAGAUCAUCCCUAAAUUGGACCCGCCUCCCCCGUCCUUCAACCGUAAGCGAGCCAGCCGAACUGUCUCUCCGGGGUUGGAGUUCAACCCGCUGACCAUGCCCCUGACCACACAAGUAGAUGGGAAUGGUGGCGUUCCGAGCCGGAGCGAGAGCCUGUCCUUCCCAGACAUCACGCCCUGCUCCCUCUCUUCCGGACUCUCAGGAGACUUCCACCAGCUCAGCAACGGAGGCGGCGAGAGCGGCUCGUGCGGCUCAGCUAGCGAGGAUUCCGGCGUCCGCUCCGAGACUAAAUCGCAUCUCUCACCUCUCCACGACGAAGAGGACCCGUUUGGGGACAGGGGGGCGUUCCUGACUGCCUCUAGCGGCUGUGGCAGCCCCCUAGAAGACAUGAAGGGGGAAACUGCGCCCCUGUCAUGCGUCACCACCACCCCAGGCACACACGUGGACAGCUACGAGCACACGCUCCCCUUCUCCUCCCCCAUCAAUGACACCUGUCUGCACAUCAGCUUCUCAGAGGAUGAGUUGCUGGACAGCAGCCCUGAGGACUCCACUGUCCCACAACGGAGCUAGGAAGAGGGGCUGGGAGAGCUACUACAGGCCGUGACUUCAUUAGAGGCCUCUGGGGCUGGGGGCUCCUAGCUGACUGACACUGAUGCUGCAACAGACACCACACAAUAAAAUGACUGACACAGACUGUUAUCAGAGCUUCUAACGCACUCUGAAAUGCAAUAGUGUUUUGUAGGCCUCAUUCAGUCCAUAUUCCUAAAAUGUUGAGUGAGCUGGAUUUCAAGACUAGUUUUUCUGUCCUUUCACAACACACAGCUGGACAGAAUUGUGCAUGACCUGAACAUAUUUCAACACAUUCACAGAAAAGGAACAUAAAAUGAUCUAUUAUUCUAUAAAUUAUUGCCAUAUGGACAGAUCCUAGUAUUUUUAUAGAGAAUAAUGAUUUUAUUUGUUAUUAGUAAAUAAGUAGAGAAUUGAGAAUAAUCAUGUAGCAGAAGUCUUUCACUGUUAAUGUAGCCUAUAGUGUCAGUGACAAGUUAGUAGUCAAGAUGCUUUAAAUGUAUUUCAUUACAUACUCUCAACUCAUUUACAGGGUGUUCAACACCAAGCGUUACGGAAGUCAAAGUGACAUACUGUAGGAAUGUUGUGGGAACGUUGUGGGAACGUUGGAUGUGAAGUGCUGUGUCGUUGAGAACAGCUGCCCUCUCUCAGACAUCAGACUAUGAAGACUUAUGAAGAGUUAUGAAGACUUAUGAAGACUUAUGAAGAGUUAUGAAGAAAGGAACAGGGAAGUGAUAGAAAAGGAACAGCGAAUGGAAGAGAAGUGGUGAUGGAACUGUGUUUGUGUGUUUGGUCACUCACACUCAUACUCACAGUGUGGUAGUUUGAUGAUGUGUUUGGUCACUCAUACUCACAGUGUGGUAGUUUGAUGAUGUGUUUGGUCACUCAUACUCACAGUGUGGUAGUUUGAUGAUGUGUUUGGUCACUCACACUCAUACUCACAGUGUGGUAGUUUGAUGAUGUGUUUGGUCACUCACACUCAUACUCACAGUGUGGUAGUUUGAUGAUGUGUUUGGUCACUCACACUCAUACUCACAGUGUGGUAGUUUGAUGAUGUGUUUGGUCACUCACACUCAUACUCAAUGUUGGUUUUAGGGCUAGAAGAGGCAACGUGAUUGGCUGAAUGUUGGUUUUAGGGCUAGAAGAGGCAACGUGAUUGGCUGAAUGUUGGUUUUAGGGCUAGAAGAGGCAACGUGAUUGGCUGAAUGUUGUUUUUAGGGCUAGAAGAGCCAACGUGAUUGGCUGAAUGUUGGUUUUAGGGCUAGAAGAGGCAACGUGAUUGGCUGAAAGUUUGGUUUUAGGGCUAGAAGAGCCUUCGUGAUUGGCUGAAUGUUGGUUUUAGGGCUAGAAGAGCCUUCGUGAUUGGCUGAAUGUUGGUUUUAGGGCUAGAAGAGCCUUCGUGAUUGGCUGAAUGUUGGUUUUAGGGCUAGAAGAGCCUUCGUGAUUGGCUGAAUGUUGGUUUUAGGGCUAGAAGAGCCUUCGUGAUUGGCUGAAUGUUGGUUUUAGGGCUAGAAGAGCCUUCGUGAUUGGCUGAAUGUUGGUUUUAGGGCUAGUAAACAGCUCUGAUCUGAAAAGCUGGCAAAUGGCCUGAUCAGCAGUGAAACCUAACAUAUGGUUCCAAGUGGAAUGGUGUUAUUAGAUGAAUGGUGAGGCAUGAAAGGUUUAAUAGCCCCUCUUAAUGGCAAAAGGUUUUCAGGGAUUUUUAGCUUUGAUCAGAAGACCUACAGAGUGGAACGAUAAUUGGGAAUCAGCGAGAGGCCUCAGGAGAAAAGACAAACUCACUGAUGAAUUAGAUCUCUCUCUCUCUAUUUCACUUUCUCUAUUUAUCUAUCUAUCUCUCUGAAGUUCUGAAUGACAGGGUAUUUUUGCUAAGCCUGAGAGUUUGGGUCUCAGUUUAAAUGAAGGAGAUAGUGACAUUGCUGCUGAGUGUUUGUUCAUUUGGGGAAUGGGAGGAAGCGAGAGAUAGGAAAAAGUGUCAUAACAGGUUAAUAACAGGGUUAGUUCAGUAAUUGUCUGUAAACAUGGUCUCAUGGUGAGAAACAUGGCGAUUGUCUCAUCUCCAUACUUACACAGGCUUUCUGUAUGACAACUACAACAAUAACAGAUAUAUUUAUAUGCAUGACUAGUCUAGGGCUUUAUUUCUGGUCAGGUCACAUGGUCAAGAACAACUCCUGGCCUUAUGAGAGUGAGAUAAUGAUAUUGAGUUAAACUGACGACUUAAAAUGAAUUGAACAAUAGUACCUACUCUAAAUGUAGGCUUAUUCUGGAUGGCAGGUUGAGGUGAUGACGAGGUGGUUGAGGAGAGAUAUGAUUGGACGGCAGUACAGGUGUCGACUGGUGAUUGGCAAGAAGGAAUCGGAGGAGCUGAAGAGGCUUUUCUUUCCAACACUUUGAAGGAGAGAAAAACACAGCAAUAAUAAAGGAAUGAAUGAAUAAAAGACGAGUU